Sus scrofa (pig) is the source of this 5453-nucleotide messenger RNA. RefSeq names its product UV radiation resistance associated (gene UVRAG). Gene Ontology annotation, molecular function: SNARE binding. Gene Ontology annotation, biological process: SNARE complex assembly. Gene Ontology annotation, cellular component: endosome; lytic vacuole. Lineage: Eukaryota; Metazoa; Chordata; Mammalia; Artiodactyla; Suidae. The record is from RefSeq and is a predicted model, not a curated record.
GGCAAGCCAGGUCUCAGCGGGUGGUGGGGGGUUGCACUGCGGUAAUAUGGCUCUUCCUUAGCGAGCGGCGGCGGCAGGCGGAGGUGGGGUAGAGAGGUCCUGCCUCUCGGGUGGUUGGUUUCUGGGCUGUAGGGGCUCGGCAGGUCGUGACUGGGCGGUGGUGGCGGAUGCCGGAGGAGCGCGGGCCCCGCCGCUUGGCGGCCCCCGGGUUGAGAUGAGCACCUCGGCGUCGGUCGGGGGCCCGAUCCCCCAGCCGCCCCCGGGCCAGGCCGCCGCGCUGCCUCCCGGUUCCACCGCGCGGGCCCUGCAUGUGGAGCUGCCGUCUCAGCAGGUUUCACUGUGAUGGAGAGAUGGCUGCCAGCAUCUCUAGCCCUGUGUCCUUCCAGGUUCAGAGUCCGUGCGGGAGAAAAAGAACGCUCGCAACACAAUUUCCAGGUCUUCCGUGGACCCUAACUCGGCGCCUUCGACAUCUCCGGAACGUCGCUGCCCGGAACAUCGUCAAUAGAAAUGGCCAUCAGCUCCUUGACACCUACUUCACACUUCACCUGUGUGACACCGGGAGGCCGUGUAAAGAAUUUUAUAGAAGUGAAGUGAUUAAGAAUUCCUUGAAUCCAACGUGGCGAAGUCUGGAUUUUGGAAUCAUGCCGGACCGUCUCGAUACGUCUGUGUCCUGUUUCGUGGUGAAGAUAUGGGGCGGCAAGGAGGACAUUUAUCAGCUGUUGAUUGAAUGGAAAGUCUGUUUGGAUGGACUGAAAUAUUUGGGUCAGCAGAUUCAUGCCCGCAACCAAAAUGAAAUAAUUUUUGGGCUGAAUGAUGGCUAUUAUGGUGCUCCAUUUGAACAGAAGGGUUAUUCAAAUGCUCAGAAGAAUAUUCUUCUUCAGGUAGAUCAGAACUGUGUUCGCAAUUCUUAUGAUGUCUUCUCUUUGCUGCGGCUUCACAGAGCCCAGUGUGCAAUUAAACAGACUCAGGUAACUGUUCAGAAAAUUGGAAAAGAAAUUGAAGAAAAACUGAAACUUACAUCUACAAGCAAUGAGCUGAAAAAAGAAAGUGAGUGCCUGCAAUUAAAAAUUUUGGUGCUUCGAAAUGAACUGGAAAGACAGAAGAAAGCUUUGGGACGGGAAGUGGCUUUACUGCAUAAGCAACAAAUUGCAUUACAGGACAAAGGAAAUGCGUUUCAAACGGAGCACCUCAAGCUGCAGCUCCAAAAGGAAUCUCUCAGUGAGCUGAGGAAGGAGUGUACGGCGAAAAGAGAACUCUUUCUGAAGACUAAUGCUCAGUUGACGAUUCGUUGCAGGCAAUUACUAUCUGAGCUUUCCUACAUUUACCCUAUUAACUUGAAUGAGCAUAAGGAUUACUUUGUAUGUGGUGUCAAGUUGCCCAAUUCUGAGGACUUCCAAGCAAAAGAUGAUGGAAGCAUUGCCGUUGCCCUCGGUUACACUGCACACUUGGUAUCCAUGGUUUCCUUUUUCCUGCAAGUGCCCCUCCGAUAUCCUAUAAUUCAUAAAGGAUCGAGAUCAACAAUCAAAGAUAAUAUUAAUGACAAGCUGACUGAAAAGGAGAGAGAGUUUCCAUUAUACCCCAAAGGAGGGGAGAAGUUGCAGUUUGAUUACGGGGUCUAUCUUCUGAACAAAAAUAUAGCGCAGCUAAGAUAUCAGCAUGGACUCGGGACGCCAGACUUGAGGCAAACCCUCCCUAACCUGAAAAACUUCAUGGAGCACGGACUGAUGGUCAGGUGCGACAGACAUCACACCUCCAGCGCGAUCCCUGUUCCAAAGCGACAAAGCUCCAUGUUUGGGGGUGCAGACAUAGGCUUCUCUGGGGCCAUCCCUUCACCGGACAAGGGACACCGGAAACGGGCCAGCUCCGAGAAUGAGAGACUCCAGUACAAAACCCCUCCUCCCAGUUACAGCUCCGCAGUGGCCCAGCCGGCGGCCGCCGUCCCCCCCGAGGGCGAAGCCGAGAGGAAGACGGCGUCUCUGUCUUCCUCCUUGGACACCUCGUUGGACUUCUCCAAAGAAACCAAGAAGAAAGGGGCAGAUCUGGGCACCAGCCUGCACGGAGGCCACGCACGUGUGAACCCGAGCCAGGAGCAGGGCCCGGCCCUCCCGGGGCCUCCGGCCACCGUGAACGGCACCCUCCUGCCCGGUGAGCAGGCCGGCUGCUCCAGCGCCCCGCUCCCCGGGGGCUUCCGCCCCGGGUCCGAAGCCGAGCUCCGCUGUACCGUGGAGCAGGCGGAGGAGAUCAUCGGGCUAGAGGCCACGGGCUUCACCGCCGGCGAUCAGCUGGAAGCGUUUAGCUGCAUCCCCGUGGACAGCGCCGUGGCCGUGGAGUGCGACGAACAGGUGCUGGGAGAAUUCGAGGAGUUCUCCCGAAGGAUCUAUGCCCUGAACGAGAACGUAUCCAGCUUCCGGCGGCCUCGCAGGAGUUCUGAUAAGUGAAGCGAGCGAGCAAGCGAGCAGACAGGCAGGGGGGACCAGGACCGCGGCCGCCUGACAUGAGGAUAAAGCUGCACUGUUGGCCUCUGUAACACCGACGACACAAACGGCCGAUUCCCGGCGGACAGGCCUCAGCAAAACAGACGGUGCGAGAGGAGGAGGCCCUCCGGCUCGUUGCCCGUCAGUGGGCCAGACAAAGCGAGCUUUUGCUUUGCAGGCCUGACGCUGGUUUCCAGGCAGGAGUCACUCUCUGGCUUUUGUCACCUUAUAGGCACUUGUCUGCUUUUUUAUGCACACGUCUAUGUUAUCCUCAGAGGGAAGAUGAUAAUAUAUAAGUAACAUGAUGAACUCGCCUUUAGAUUCUCCUAAGCAUUUGCCCUCGCCCUUCACCGGUUUUGAACCUUUGGGGAAAUUGAAUAUCGCAGAGGGGCUCCACCGUUUCCUGAAGGCUCUUUGGCCAUCCAUUAAGUUGAUGAGCAAGAAGCACAAUGGUCUCCUUAUACCCAAGCUUCAGGCCCUGUCCCCAGGCCCCACCGUCCACCUCGCUGAGCCCCCCCAUCCUCACGGUCGAUGCGUUGUACAUCCCGACAGCGGAGGGCGUCAGAGUCCUUGGUUCUGAAAGCAGCCGCCGCGACCUCCCCUCUUCUAGUCAGCCCCCCUCCUGAUGCGGCCCUCAGAUUAUAUGGAAAAAGCCUCACCUCUGGCGGAUCCCAGGGGACCCUCAAGGACCCCCAGCUUACAGGAGUCGGGUGGCAUUCAGGUCCCUUUGGAGGCCAAAGUUCUUACAUGGGCAGCUGCUGGAGUCAAAAACUGGGCCUGCUUUCUGGCCAUGCAGUCACCCUAGAGAAGUCCCUACAUGUACAUCCCACGUUAAUUUAUUAAAUUUCAUUCAGAAAGGAAGGCCUUGUAUAUGAUGAAAUAUAUGUAGAGUCAGCCUGUCCAAUGUGCAAACUGCAAGGCAGUUGAGGUAGUAUUAAGAGACUAGAUGAGGCAUAGAAUUCUAUUGGUAUGUGUGCAAUUGCAUAAAUAUUAAAUUAUGUUUCUAAGUCCAUUUUCCUUCCUGGAGCUCCGAUUUCAUUUGCUAUUGCUCUAUACUUUAUAUACCCAAGGACACCGCCUCAGGGUUGCAAGCUCUUUAAGGAAAUUUUAUGCAUAUAUCCAUGUAUUGUAUAGAAGAAUAAAAAUGGAGUUUACUUCACUCGACCUGAUUUUUUUUUUCCCUCCCAGCUUUGAAAUUCCUCUCGAACCAGCAUCUCCAUAUGUUACAUCAUGGCAGGACGCCCUGAACCAACCCUGUGGCUGUGUUUAACGUUGUUGACAUCAUCUGAGUUUACAUAUUGUGCACAGCCCCACACCUGCGCAGGUGUACUCUGCCGUAGCUCACCUGUCCUCCAUAACAACUUAGCUCAUGGGUCUCACAUCAUUUUCGUAUUUUAGCCACGCUUUCCUGGGCUCAGUUUUAAUACAGAGCUACGUUGUUAAGUGGAAUAGCUCACGUUGUUGUGUUUCAUGUAAAGAGUUCACAGUAUCAUCUCGAGACAGACCGACCCAACCUGCAAGCAAUUAAAAGCUUUAACCUGAGCUGAAGAAAUCCACCUUAUUCCUCGUAAAGAGGUGGAACUCCUCUAAACCUGGACCAGAGGCCGUCUGUGGAGUCAUGGCCUCUUUGCAGUGUAGAGGCAACGAGGGUAGAGAGAGACAUGGGCUCGGAUGUACGUCGGACUGGGCGCUGGGGAAGUGACGUCAACCCCCUUGCAGCCCCCCGCCAAAAAAAAGAGCUUUUGAGGGACCGUGUUAGUAUCAAGCAAUGGAUAGUGAAUCACAUGUGAUUCGUGAAUCCCCCAGAUUUGAGAGAGAACUUUAUCUAUUUUUUGUCUUUUCUGGGGCCGCACCCACAGCAUGUGGAGGUUCCCAGGCUAGGGGUCGAAUCGGAGCUGUAGCCACCCGCCUAGACCACAGCCCACGGCAACACCGGAUCCUUAACCCACUGAGCGAGGCCAGGGAUGGAACCCGCAACCUCAUCGUUCCUAGUCUGAUUCGUUAACGACUGAGCCACGACGGGAACUCCGAAGAGAACUUUAAACUUCACACCGAAGUCAAAGACGAGGUGCAUUCAGGUGCAGGCCCUGCAGCCCGGCUCGUGGCAUCCAGAGGGACCAUGGAUGGGAGCGCCCGCAGUUCCAGGGGGCAGCUCAGGUUCCACACCGCCUCCCGUUUGUGGGCUCCCUGAUUCUGGGGUUCACAGCUUCCCCCCGCCCGUAGCACGAAACCCCAGCAUUGAAUGCGGUCCGGUGGCCCAGGCCUGAUGGAGAAGUACCUACACGUUGGCCUGGUCCACGCCGCGUCCAGUGAUGUUUUGCCUCAAGACAUCUCUUAGGUUUGGGGGUUUGUUUAGUUUCGGUUUGGGGGUUUCGUUGAAUUUGUUUGAUGUCUGCCGUCUCUGCCAUGCACGGGUAGAAGCUACUGCGUUGCCUUCUCCACAAAUAACUCUUCAACGUUUUCCAAAGCUGCAGUAUUCGGUGUGCCUCUGUUUAAAGUGGCCGAAGCCAAAAUAGGGGAAGAGGUGUCAUCUCCUCCUAGUCGUUUUGAUUAGUCUUCUACAUCACUAGAAAAAAUAAAAUGUGCUUCAAAGAUCUAAGACGAAGUGAAAACUCAGGGCUCUCCACUUCUGAACUACGAGCCCUUUCGGUUUUCAUGUAGCUGAGACACUGAACAGCCGGCAAAUAUUAUCAGAUGAAUAUUUGAUGGUGUUUUCUCUCUCUUCGCUUCCCCUUUACCCACUUUAAAAAUUCCAGAGAUUUUUUCCAACCCCCCCCCCCAGAAUAUUAGUUUUGGAAGAUUGUAUCCAGCUAUAUUUUUUUAGCCGUUCUAAUGGUGCCCAUUUAUCCUGACCUAACCGGUUAUUUAAAUAAUUUUUUAAACCACCACCAAGAACGAAUGGCAUGUGAAACUGAUCUGUUGGUAAUUGGAAGAAAACUCAGCAUCUGUAUUUAUAAAAUAAAAUUGAUUAGUAUUUAU